AUUAGGAAGUAUAAUUCAAACUAAGGUAGUUGGAAAAUUAGGACUUUGAUUUUAAAUUUCAGGCUUCAUAUGCAAUGCUGCCACUUGAUUACACAGUACCACCCUUGCGUGGUGAGCGCCAUUUUGGACAUGAGAAGAGAAAAAAAGUGGAAUGACCACAGUUUGAGGGACAGAGCACAUAUUGCGCACUCGCUUUUAUGUAGAGGCCGUAUGAACAGCUUUUUUUAACGUCAAGUCCGAGAGUACAGUGCACGGACCUGCGCAAAAUAAUCAGCUACUGGUAAAUGUGAAACAUGUGACAUACAUAUGUACAUCGGAUGAAACGUAUGUAUUGGUCAAAGCAACAAAAAACCACUAUGAAAACCAAAAAAGAUUCGGAUGGCGACGAGGAUAACAUCCUGGUGCAACAAUUUCUGGAGGCCGCCGACCACACUUUACUUACAAAUGCUAUGUACCAGACUCCUAAAACACAUAUUAAGGAGUUGCCGAUGGCUGCCAAAAAGCAAGUGCCCCUGAAAAGCGAACGUUACUUAGAUGAUGAUGACGGAAAUGACGCGACUACCAAUGAUUUACAAAUCAGUGAGCAAAUGCAGACACAUAUCUGGCACAAAUUGAGCGCCGUUAUACAGCACCAAGUGGAAUUUUGUCUCCCUAAAUCGCCAGUCGGGCAACUAGAAAAGAGGGCCACGACUUUUCCACUUACAAGCGAACUCAAGCUACUUUCAAAUGCCGACUGUUUCAUUAAUACCAAUACGGUUGAGAUAACCCCACAGGAACUGCAAAAAAAGAUCACUAUAAAAAAACGCCUACUUAAAGGAGAGUUUUUGACAGCCUCUGACACAGAGCUACCAUUGGCGUCGGUGGCUGUCAGCGGAGAUGCGAUACUCGAAGGUAGGGAUAUGCUCUGCUGGGCCAAGCGUCCGACUCGUCAGAAUAAACUAUUUGAAUACGUUGCAAGCGAUCCGCUGGGACACAAGCUGCAUGCCAAGGAACCACUCAAUGAAUUUACAGCGCUACGUCGCAGAAACGCGUGGACCGAGGCGAAGAUACGGUAUAGGCUGGUUAAAUAAAACGAAAUAUGACAUAUCUAUUUAACAAUAA
Scaptodrosophila lebanonensis is the source of this 1101-nucleotide messenger RNA. RefSeq lists its product as uncharacterized. The transcript has a single exon. NCBI's taxonomy places the organism in Eukaryota, Metazoa, Arthropoda, Insecta, Diptera, Drosophilidae. The record is from RefSeq and is a predicted model, not a curated record. Bases 318 to 1070 code for a protein of 250 amino acids.